Messenger RNA from Pocillopora damicornis (cauliflower coral), 2552 nucleotides. RefSeq lists its product as uncharacterized. Lineage: Eukaryota; Metazoa; Cnidaria; Anthozoa; Scleractinia; Pocilloporidae. The record is from RefSeq and is a predicted model, not a curated record. Gene Ontology annotation, molecular function: protein binding.
AGGGCAUAAAACAGUCACUGCAGGAAUUCAGUGAUGAAAUAAACACCAAACUUUCCAGGAUGGAGAUUGAACUGAAGGGGUUGAAGGAAAAGCGCGGUAACCAGACAGUCUCAGCUGAGAAAUGCAAGGAUGAAGGUGUUUUUGAUCCAACUGAGCUAAUCGAUGAAAUUCGCCAACUGUACAAGAAUCGUGAGGGAUGGCUUUCACCGUUUCCAUGGUGUGAAGAGUUUCAGUUUUUUGUCGGUGAUAUUUUUACAAGGCUCAAAGUGGUCAGAAGAAAGAAAACGAGAGGAGACGUCACUGACAAGAUCAUUACCAUGUCGUCUCUCUUGGAUCCACAUGAAGAGUGUUCAGAACCGAAAACAGUGCUAAUUGAAGGAAAACCUGGAAUAGGUAAAACUACCUACUGUAAAAAGUAUGUUUAUGACUGGGCUACAAAAAAGCAGAACCCCUAUGAUUGCGUCACAAACAUAAAAGUAGUGUUUUUCCUUAAAUGUCGUGAUAUGAAGUCCGAUAUUUGGGAAGCCAUUGAUGAUCAGCUUCUGCCCCGAGAUGUCGAUGAAGACGUCAAACAGCAAUUCUUCCAAUUUAUUCGUGCCAAUCAAUCCAGCAUUUUAUUGAUAUUAGAUGGAUUGGAUGAGUUACCUUCCACUGAAAUGCCGACAAUUUCAGAAAUAAUUGCCGGAAGAGUACUUCCGAAAUGUAAGGUGGUGGCAACAGCCCGACACGAAGCUGGAGUAAAGGUAAGAAAAUUCUGUGACACCCUGCUCGAGGUCGAAGGUUUUACUGAAGCAGAAGCCAGAGAAUUUAUCGCCAAGUACUUCAAGGAAAAGUCAGAGUUAGCUGAAAAGCUCUCGGCACGAAUAUCACGCGAUGAAAACCUUAGAGAAAUGUGUGCCAAUCCAUUGAACACGGUCCUACUUUGCCUUUUGUGCGAAGAAUUCGAUGGUACCCUUCCGGAAAAAAGAACUACACUGUUCUUGAAAAUGAUUGAAUGUGUCUUGAGAAGAUAUAGGAAAAAGAAAGAACUACCAGAUACGAAAGAAGAUCUUACAAACCUUUACAAACCGCAGUUGAAAACCCUUGGAUUUAUUGCGUUAAAUGGUUUAAAACAAGACAAGUUGGAUUUUGAAGAGAAUGAAUUAGGAAAGCAUGCCAGUGACUUGGCUGCCUUCGGAUUUCUGUCAAUUCAUCCCGGAGGUAGUAAACUGAGACCGAGUCCGCAUUAUGCAUUUCUACACAAAAGCUUUCAAGAAUGCUUCGCAGCAUUCUAUCUCUGUUGUGAGAUUCAAGAUAAACGAACUACACCUAAGGAGUUAGUUUCAGAUGACAACUAUUUCCUUGACAUGACACAGGUGCUAUUGUUCUCGUGCGGUAUUUUAGCAGAACAGUCCGAUCAAGAAGCUGCAGCUCUUGUCUCCAGUUUAGGAAAGCGGGUUAACAAUCCCGCCAGCAAAAACUGUCAGAGUGUCAAAUUUCUAUUGGAGGCCAUCAACGAAUGCAAAAGAAAGAAAGAUGAUUUUCACCUACAGUUAGCAAGAUGUUUUGGUUACAAUUUGACCCAAACACAUCUUUAUGUCGAAUGUCAGUUUCUUAGUGAAGUUUUAGCAGUAAUCCUUUCCGAGGUAAUCAGAGCUAACGCGACGCUAAUCACUUUGGGCUUGUGUUUUGCGUGUAUAAGUGAUUCCGGUGCUACAUCUAUUGCUGAGGCAAUCAAAGUCAACAAGACUUUGACCUCUUUGGAUUUGUCUAACAAUCGUAUUAGCGAUGCCGGUGCUACAUCUAUUGCUGACGCAAUCAAAGUCAGCAAGAGUCUCACCCAUUUGAAAUUGUUUGGCAAUGAUAUUAGUGAUGUUGGCGCUACGUCCAUUGCAGGAGCAAUCAAAGUCAACGAGACUCUCACCUCUUUCGAUUUGUCUAACAAUCGUAUUAGCGAUGCCGGUGCUACAUGUAUUGCUGACGCAAUCAAAGUCAGCAAGAGUCUCACCCAUUUGAAAUUGUUUGGCAAUGAUAUUAGUGAUGCCGGUGCUACGUCCAUUGCAGGUUUAAUCAAAGUCAACGAGACUCUCACCUCUUUGGAUUUGUCUAACAAUCGUAUUCGCGAUGCCGGUGCUACAUCUACCGCAAAGGCAAUCAAAGUCAACAAGACUCUCACCCAUUUGAAAUUGUUUGGCAAUGGUAUUAGUGAUGCCGGUGCUGCAUCUAUUGCUUUUGCAAUCAAAAUCAACAAGACUCUCACUAAUUUGAAUUUGUCCUUUAAUAGUAUUAGUGAUGCCGGUGCCACAUCUCUUGCUGAGGCAGUCAAAGUCAAUCAGACUCUGACCUCUUUGAAUUUGUCUAAGAAUCGUAGCAAUGAUGCCGGUGCUACAUCUAUUGCUGAGGCAAUCAAAGUAAACAAGACUCUCACAAAUUUGAAUUUGUCUCGCAAUGGUAUUAGAGAUGCUGGUGCUACAUCUAUUGCUGAGGCAAUCAAAAUAAACAAGUCUGUGACCUAUUUGAAUUUGUCUUUUAAUGGUAUUAGUGAUGCUGGUGCUACAUCUAUUGCUGAGGCA